AUGCCUUCCCCAAACACAAACCUCGACAUCAACCACCCAACCUCCUUCCCCAUCCAGCACUUCACGCUCCAGACCCGCAUCACUGCCAUCGCCAAAGCCACCUCCACCCACAAGCUCAUCCGCGAGCGCCUCCUAACCUUGAAGAAUUAUUUCAAAGAUUGCCUGACUGACUUGUUUUUAGAGGCUCUGGAGCGGGAGCAGAACCGCGUCAACCGCGUGCUGGGAGAUUUUGCUACCGAGCUUAAGAAGGUGGAGGGGGAGCUUGAGGCGUUGGAGAGGGAGGAGGCGACCAGGGUGGGUAUGAAGGGGAAGGAGGCGCGGGGAAGAUACGCUUAG
Molecule: messenger RNA, 336 nt
Organism: Morchella importuna
Lineage: Eukaryota; Fungi; Ascomycota; Pezizomycetes; Pezizales; Morchellaceae
Exons: 1
Coding region: 1-336 (111 amino acids)
Source: RefSeq, a predicted model, not a curated record